AUGGCGGCGGUCCGCGGCGGAGAGGCGGUCUCCGUCGCGCUCCUCUUCUCCCUCGCCUUCUUCUGCGCCCGCCUCCUGCUCGACCGCCUCGUCUACAAGCCAUUGGCAGUCUACCUUUUCAACACCAAAGCUUCUAAGUUGAUGAAUGAUGAGGCCAGGCAAGCAAAGAUUGUCAAGUUCUCAGAGUCCAGUUGGAAACUUACCUACUAUGCUUCUGUUCAAGCAUGGGUCCUCAUGAUAAUAAAGCAGGAACCAUGGUCAUUGGAUAUGAUGCAAUACUUUGAUGGUUGGCCGAAUCAACCCAUCACGUCCUCAUUGAUUCUUUUCUACAUGUGCCAGUGUGGAUUUUAUAUCUACAGCAUCGGUGCUCUUGUUGCUUGGGAAACCCGCAGAAAAGAUUUUGCUGUAAUGAUGUCUCAUCAUGUAAUAACAUCUACUCUAAUUGGAGUUUCAUAUCUGACUGGAUUUUUCCGAAUUGGGACCAUCAUUCUCGCUCUUCAUGAUGCAAGUGAUGUGUUUCUUGAGACUGCCAAAUUGUGCAAGUACACAGAAAAAGAGCUGGGGGCUAGCUUGUUUUUCGGUCUCUUCGCUAUCUCCUGGCUGCUAUUGCGUCUAAUUUACUUCCCAUUUUGGAUAAUCAAAGCCUCGAGCUAUCAUUCCAUCGCAUUCUUGAGGAAGCUGGAUGAAUUCCCGACAGCUUUGUACUACAUCUUGAACACAAUGCUUCUCACAUUGCUUGUAUUCCAUGUGUACUGGUGGAAACUCAUAUGUUUGAUGAUAAUGAGACAAUUGAAUAAUAAAGGACAAGUUACAGAUGAUGUUCGAUCUGGUAAGAGAAUUUUCUUUGGUGGAAUUACUUAA
Molecule: messenger RNA, 861 nt
Organism: Miscanthus lutarioriparius
Lineage: Eukaryota; Viridiplantae; Streptophyta; Magnoliopsida; Poales; Poaceae
Source: the annotation of a GenBank genome assembly